This is a messenger RNA of Gigantopelta aegis, 757 nucleotides long. RefSeq names its product SAC3 domain-containing protein 1-like. Gene Ontology annotation, cellular component: spindle; nucleus; centrosome. The transcript has 5 exons. Gene Ontology annotation, biological process: spindle assembly; centrosome duplication. NCBI's taxonomy places the organism in Eukaryota, Metazoa, Mollusca, Gastropoda, Neomphalida, Peltospiridae. The coding region runs from base 84 to 674 and encodes 196 amino acids. The record is from RefSeq and is a predicted model, not a curated record.
GUCUACAUCAAAAUAUAAACAAACCUCUCUUUGGCUUUUGUACAAAAAAUUGAUCGGGUGAUCAAUAACUAAAUGCAUCAGAGAUGGAGUGUGAAAAGUUCAUCAUAGGAACAUGCCAAACUAUGUGUCCUUUGGAUGAAAUUAAAAUGAGGGAAAAGGAGGGCCGUCUCCACCAGUUAGAGUCGGCACAUGAAAGAAGAACCGAGAAGUACAGGAAUCGGAAAUUACAAACUGCAGAAGUUGGUAAAAUGAUCAAAGAAUACAGCCGGCCAGCUGCAGGGUGUCACGUACCGGGCCCAGAGAGUCUUCGUCCAGCUCCAGUACUGCUGAAAACUGUGCAAUAUAUCUUUAAUAAGUUGGGAACAGCAAAUAUUUCAACCUUUAACCCCGUCAUAAACUCCCAGCAUGCCCAGGAGUGUCUGAAGCGCCUCCUGGUGUUGUACGAUGAGGUACAAGGAACUUACAAAUGCCGGGAAGAGUUCGAGAGUAUUUAUCUUCUGUAUAACCUGGGAGAUGUGAAUGCUCUGAGACAUUGCUUAGAUCUAAACAGAGAACUCAGGAAAGCAAGAAGAAUAAGAGAAACUGAAGACAUCGCUUCAACACUGGAUAAAGAAUUCAAAACAGACUGUUGUAAUGUGUGUCCUCUCUUAAAGAUUUCAAACAGACUGUUGUAAUGUCUUCAUUCGAACAGUAAAAUCAGACUAUUGUAACAUUAUUGUCCUUGUAAAGAUUAAAAAAAUAAAUGGAUUCACAGUAA